UUGAAUGCUCAAGUCCUUAGCCAAAAAGCCACAUCCUCAAAGGACAUUUGGGCUUACAGAGGUCCUGAGAUUCCUGACAAAUACAUCGUUUUACAAAUCUCCCCAAAAUGUAAAGAGACAUGAUGUAUUCAUACGACAACAAGGAUGACAAACAUACCGAAACCAAGAAACCCACAAACAAUACCAGGGUAAUACAUCAGGAAAAGAGACAUUGCUAGUAAAGGAAAUUCAGUGAAAAACAACAAGCAAGAGAGAUAGCCUGGAAGGAAAAGGAGAAACCACAAAAAAACCCACAUCAGCAGCACAACUGCCCCACAUGUCGAUACCCAGAGCUUUCGAAUCCGCCACUCAACCACUGCAGCCAACCUCCCCCCAACACACCACCAGCAAAGCACCGCCACCGCCCUCCCCGCGCGCGGCCACCCCACCAACGCACUUCCCCGAGACCACCGCAGCCACCAGCCAAAACCGAAAACCACAGCCGGAAACUCGCCGCAAUCGGAAAGCGAGGAAGGCAAAGCCGCGGCACCGCAUAAAGCCGGCCACCCGGCAGCACCCCAAGCACAGCGCCCGCCCGCACCACCACCACCACCAACCACCAAGCCUCCUGCCCAGCACCACCCACGCAGCACCCACAGCCCCACCAUGGCUGCGCCCGCAACCCCACAGCCCCGCCGGCCGCACCGCGCCCCGGCGCUCCUGCUCCUCCUGCCGGCUCUCGCCACCGCCCUCGCCUGCCACCACCUGCGUCCCCGCGACGCCACCUUCCCCUGGGACAGCCUCCAGCUCCUCCAGGCCAUGGCUCCCAGCCCGCCACAGCCCUGCCACCACCAGCAGGCGCCCUUCUUCCCCGACACCCUCCUCCACACCAACCACCCACAGCAAGCCGCCGCCACCGCCCUCCGCAUCCUCCAGCACCUCUUCGCCACCCUCAGCAGCCCCAGCGCCCCCCAACACUGGGACGCACAGGCACGACACCACCUCCUCAACAACCUCCAGCACCACAUCCACCAGCUCCAGCAAUGCCUGCCAGCCAACGGCAUGCUCCUCCAAGGCCGAGGGCCCCGCAACCUGCUGCUCAACGUCAACAAAUACUUCCGCCACAUCCACGACUUCCUCCACACCCACAACCACAGCGCCUGCGCCUGGGACCACGUCCGCCUCGAAGCUCGCGUCUGCUUCCAACACCUCCACAACCUCACCCGCACCGUCCCCAGUUAGCCCAGCGACCCCCACCAACCCCCACGGCCCCACGCCCCGCCGCCACCACCGCUUCUGCACCAUCCAUUCAGCCCCAUCCCCGCCUCUGUCCUCCCGCCUCCCCUGACCGACGGCAAGAGCCGACGCAAGAACCGCCCGGCACCCUCAGCCUCCGCUGACGGCUCCUCUCUUUAGAGACCUCGUUCUAUUUAUUUUCACAAUCGUUUUUAUCUAGCUAUUUAUUCACCUAUUUAUUCGACAGAAAAAUAAAGACCUGUUGCAAAAAGCUUG
Messenger RNA from Aquila chrysaetos chrysaetos, 1491 nucleotides. Its product is annotated as interferon-like. Gene Ontology annotation, biological process: B cell proliferation; B cell differentiation; humoral immune response. Gene Ontology annotation, cellular component: extracellular region. NCBI's taxonomy places the organism in Eukaryota, Metazoa, Chordata, Aves, Accipitriformes, Accipitridae. Bases 646 to 1221 code for a protein of 191 amino acids. The transcript has a single exon. The record is from RefSeq and is a predicted model, not a curated record. Gene Ontology annotation, molecular function: type I interferon receptor binding; cytokine activity.